ACGCCCCGGCGGCCCAGCCCAGGCUCUGCGCCCCUCCGAGCUCGCGGCGAAGCGCGGACACCGCGGCUCCGCCGCCGCCACUCCCCCCACAUUCCAGAGGCCGCAGCGCCGUCUCCUUCCUCGCAUUCCUGCCCCCACAAAGGAGUCCCUCCGCCCCCCGCUCAGCCGCAGGGAGGAGGGGACGCGGCCCGGCGCCUCCGAGCGCACAUUCCUCCGCUGCGCGCACCACCGAGCGGAGCGCCGCGGCCCCCGGACCGCGCGUGGCCCGCAGAGCGACCCCGGCCGGGCGCCGGCCCCGCCCCGCGCCCAGGGGUCCCGGGGCGGGCUCCGGGCUUCGGGCGGACGAUGCGGCGGCGCGGCCGGAGCGGCGGCGGGAAGCGGAGGCGGAGGUGACGCGCCGGGGCCGGCGGGCCGGGCCAUGCAGCGCUCCCGGGCGGCCGCGGACGAGGCGGCUCUGCUCCUGGCCGGGCUGGCCCUGCGGGAGCUGGAGCCGGGCUGCAACUCUCCGGGCCGGGGUCGGCGGGGGCCGCGGCCCGGGCCGGGAGACGAGGCGGCGCAGGCGUUGGGCCGCAGAGGGCAGGGCAGCGGCGGCGGCGGCCCCGAGGCCGGGGUGGACGGACUGAGCCGCGGGGAGCGAGGCCCGCGGCGCGCGGCGGCCCCCGAGCUCAGCGCGCAGCCGGCGGGCAGCCCGCGGGCUAGCCUGGCGGGCUCCGACGGAGGCGGCGGCGGCGGCGGCGGCAGCGGCAGCGCCCGCUCCAGCGGAAUCAGCCUGGGCUACGACCAGCGCCACGGCAGCCCGCGCUCGGGCCGCUCGGAUCCGCGCCCGGGCCCCGGGCCGCCGUCGGUGGGCAGCGCGCGCUCCAGCGUGUCCAGCCUCGGCUCCCGCGGCUCGGCCGGCGCCUACCCCGACCUGCUCCUGCCCGGCGCCUGCUCCGCGCCGGCUCGCUCCCCGGAGCCCGCCGGGCCGGCCCCUUUCGCUCUGCCUUCGCUCCAGCUGCCCCCGGGCCGGGAGGGCGCCCCGAGCUCGGCGGAGCGGCGGCUGGAGGCGCUGACCCGAGAGCUGGAGCGGGCGCUGGAGGCGCGCACGGCGCGGGACUACUUCGCCAUCUCUGUCUCCUCCCACUGGACUGACCCAGCUCUUGCUCAGCACCCUGGCGAUGCCCCAGCCUCAGCCCCAAACACCAGAGGGCAUUUGCCAGGUCUUGUUGGUCUGGAUCUUACUGCAUCCCAAAGGUGGAGUCAACUCUUCUCCGAAACAGUCUACUCCUUGGAUUUUGGAGGUAUUUGCAUCAAGUGUGGGCUUGGCAUCUAUGGAGCGAGGCAGGCGUGCCAGGCAAUGGGGAGCCUGUAUCACACCGAUUGCUUCACCUGCAACUCCUGUGGGAGACGACUUCGCGGGAAGGCGUUCUACAAUGUGGGUGAGAAAGUGUACUGCCAGGAGGACUUCCUGUACUCCGGGUUCCAGCAAACGGCUGACAAGUGUAGCGUGUGUGGACACCUCAUCAUGGAGAUGUGCCUCCCGCCCCCAGAUCCUUCAGGCCCUUGGGAAGUCCUACCACCCGGGCUGCUUCCGGUGCUCGGUGUGCAACGAGUGCCUGGACGGGGUGCCCUUCACUGUGGACGUGGAGAACAACAUCUACUGUGUCCGAGAUUAUCACACGGUUUUUGCACCAAAAUGUGCCUCCUGUGCCCGUCCUAUCCUCCCUGCACAGGGCUGCGAGACGACCGUCCGUGUGGUGUCCAUGGACAGAGACUACCACGUCGAGUGCUAUCACUGCGAGGACUGCGGGCUGCAGCUGAGCGGGGAGGAUGGACGCCGCUGCUACCCCCUGGAGGGCCACCUGCUGUGCCGCCGCUGCCACCUAAGGCGCCUCCGGCCAGGCCCACUUCCCUCACCUGCUGUGCACGUCACCGAGCUCUGAGCUGGGGGCGGGUAGCCCGACCCUGGGGGCGUGUCUGUGUGCGCGCGCGGGCGCGCACGCGCGUGUGUUUGUGUCUGCGUGCACACGCGCGCGUUUUUUCGCUCAGGAGCGCGUGUUAUCCUGCGCACGCACGUGUUUUUGCGCGAGUAUAUUUUUGCGCGCGCGCCGGCGAUGGGUGACCCAGGUCAGUGUCGGAGCUCUGUGUCAGGGUGGGCGCGGCUGCCGGCUCCCACCCCACCCCUACUCCCACCAGCCACCGAGCUGCUGUCCGAGGGGCCGGCCCCGCGGCGAAGCUACUAAUAUUUAUUCACCGUCUGUGCCUCCUCAAACGGCUUCCUUUCUUUCGGGCCCUGGCCGCCUCCCGCCCCCACCCCCUCACCCGCCUUCUGUUUCGGGACCCCCUGUGCCCCGUAGCCCCGGGGGCAGGCUCCCAGACCGGCUCUGGGUCACGGGGCUGAAGGUGGCCGUUGCCACGUGCAGGGGCGCGGGGUACACGGCCGCCGUCCUCCGACUGGCCUCGGGGCGGGAGCCAGUUUCCCUGUAUAGAAGGGGUCUGGGACCCCCUUCAAGAACGCUCCGGGGAGGCGGGGGUUGGCGGAGGGCACGCGUGUUUGUCUCAUAAGCGCCUGGCCCGCUGGUGGGUGGGAAGGGUUCGUUGUUUGGGAGGGGUCGCAGAAGAGGGUGAGGAAUGACACCCUUAGGGAGUGGGGCCUGUGAAGGAGCCCUCCCUUUGGCCAUUGUUGUCACUGCGGGUUUUGGCCACCGGGAUUCCGUUGGGCGUUUUCAGCCUUCAUCCCGCCCCGGUCUUCCCAUCCCUGGCUCCUCGUUCCCAAACCCUCCCGUCCUCGGCCUCGGGAAAAGAACACCUCGUGCAGAAUUCCAGCCACAGGUCUCGGUCGAGAGAGACCGCGAGGGGGCGCCCUGCCCGUUACAGGAAAGCACUGUGUAUCAGGCUCCACAACAAAAGCAUAUGAUUUGACUUAAAUUAAGUUUUUCCUUUGAGAAUAUUUUCAUUUUCUUUAAAAGAAUAUAGUUUUCUUCUAAAAA
Molecule: messenger RNA, 2969 nt
Organism: Balaenoptera ricei (Rice's whale)
Lineage: Eukaryota; Metazoa; Chordata; Mammalia; Artiodactyla; Balaenopteridae
Gene: WTIP
Product: WT1 interacting protein
Exons: 9
Coding region: 419-2101 (560 amino acids)
Biological process (GO): response to hypoxia; positive regulation of miRNA-mediated gene silencing; cytoskeleton organization
Cellular component (GO): adherens junction; P-body; nucleus
Molecular function (GO): transcription corepressor activity
Source: RefSeq, a predicted model, not a curated record